UUCCAACUUCAGCCAAGGGAUUCCCAGAAAACCAAAGAGGAAGACAAAAAGAAUUCUGGGAUUUGUUGUGUGAACUCAGAACUGUGAAGGCGAUCCAAUUUGGGGGAAGACAUUUCGAGGAAAGCUUUGAUCUUGAAGGGGGUUGAGGUCGUAAGACAGAGCGUAAGAUGGGAAGUGGUGGUGGUGGUUAUGAGAAGGAUCUGAACUUGGAGGCCACUGAGCUCAGAUUGGGCUUGCCAGGCACAACUUCAUCGACAGCAGCAACAGAUCAAGAGCCCGAGGCGAGGCACGCGAGGAACAACAAGAGGUCUUUGGUCGACAGGUGCGAGGAGGAGGCCUCGAAGGAUGCUUCUCGGGCUCUUCAAAAGGACCAUGACUCUGCUCCUUCUUCGAAAGCACAAAUAGUUGGGUGGCCACCAAUCAGAUCUUACAGGAAGAACAGCCUCCAGGCGACGAAGACAGAGACUGAAACAUCAUUAACUGGGAUUUAUGUGAAGGUGAGCAUGGAUGGAGCACCAUACCUCAGGAAGAUUGACCUCAAUGUCUACAAGGGUUACUCAGAUCUCCUCAAGGCCUUGGAGAACAUGUUCAAGUUUACCAUUGGGGACUAUUCAGAGAGAGAAGGCUACAAAGGGUCAGAGUUUGCACCCACUUAUGAGGACAAGGAUGGUGACUGGAUGCUUGUGGGAGAUGUUCCAUGGGAGAUGUUCAUGACAUCUUGCAAGAGGCUGAGAAUCAUGAGAGGAUCUGAGGCUAGAGGACUGGGAUGUGCUGUAUGAGGUUAAGCCCAUAAAAGCCAGAGCUAGAGAUUUUCAGCUUGGGUUGUUCAUGCAGGGUUUUGUGAUCUUUAGACAUUGGUGAUCUCCCUGUGGGUGGAAACUUGGAGUGAUGGGUCUUCAAGAGAUAUAAGAUUUAACCAAGAAAAGAGAAAGAGAGAGAGAGAAGCAUAGUGAGUUAGCUGUUCAUUUCUGUGAAAUUUGAAGCAGUAUUGUAUGGUGGCUUGAGCAUAUGUUAUGCCAAAUAUACCAUUUUCUAGCUAUCCAUGUCGGAGAUGAGAAAAAAAAAAGUGCAUACAGAGAUAUUUUUUGCUUGAUUUGUCUGUAUAGAGAGGAAGUUCUCAGA
Messenger RNA from Rhodamnia argentea, 1122 nucleotides. Its product is annotated as auxin-induced protein 22D-like. The transcript is spliced from 4 exons. The coding region runs from base 168 to 779 and encodes 203 amino acids. Gene Ontology annotation, molecular function: protein binding. NCBI's taxonomy places the organism in Eukaryota, Viridiplantae, Streptophyta, Magnoliopsida, Myrtales, Myrtaceae. Gene Ontology annotation, biological process: regulation of DNA-templated transcription. Gene Ontology annotation, cellular component: nucleus. The record is from RefSeq and is a predicted model, not a curated record.